Molecule: messenger RNA, 1338 nt
Organism: Bradysia coprophila
Lineage: Eukaryota; Metazoa; Arthropoda; Insecta; Diptera; Sciaridae
Product: hyaluronidase Tab y 2.0101-like
Biological process (GO): hyaluronan catabolic process; defense response; carbohydrate metabolic process
Molecular function (GO): hyalurononglucosaminidase activity
Source: RefSeq, a predicted model, not a curated record
UUCAAUUAAGGACGAGCAACAGAAGAGCACAUUUUUUCUCCAUUGUGGCAAGCCACAUUUUACUUCUUUCGUUGUACAAUUUUUUUUUCUCGGCGUAAUUCUCUGUCGAUGCAACACAGCACAUAAAAUAAAUUUAUCAUGUUUGUGAAAUAUUUAUCGAUUGUUGCAUCUUGUGAAUUGGUCUUAUUGGUAACAUGGGCAAAAGCAUUCACAACUUACUGGAAUAUACCAUCGUUUGCAUGCAGUCAACGAUUCAAUUUACCCGUAUUGAAUGUAGCGGAACGAUACGGAAUAGUGCAAAAUUUUAACGACAAUUUCAGAGGCGAACAGAUUUCGAUCCUGUACGAUCCUGGACUGUUCCCAGCUAUCUAUCCGAAUGGCACCUACAGAAAUGGAGGCGUUCCACAGGAAGGCGACUUAAAACUUCACCUCGAAAAAUUCGAGCUCGACGUCGAUAAAUACAUUCCCGAUAAAGAGAACAGUGGGCUAGCAAUAAUCGAUUUUGAAUUGUGGCGACCGGUAUACCGACAAAAUUUUGGAAAAUUGCUGCCAUACAAAGAGUUAUCAACCACACUGGUCGCAGAAGCAAUGGGAAAUUUAACGGAUGAAGCUUACAGUAUGGCUCGUGAUUUUUUUACCGAUUCUGCUAAAAUGUUCAUGUUAGAGACAAUCGAAUUUGCCAAGCAACUUCGCCCUAAUGCCAAGUGGGGCUACUAUGGAUUACCUCAUUGUUUUAACGGACGACGAAAUGUUACAGAGGACUGCGAACAACAUAUUCAGGAAGAGAAUGAUGCAACUCAAUGGCUGUACGACCACUCGGAUAUUAUUUUACCAUCAAUAUACAUGCCGGAGCGAAUAAUUCCAUGUAACAGACCGCUAAUGGUUAAAGGUAGAAUUAGAGAGUCACUGAGAUUGUCUAAUAAUGUCAACCGAACUACGAAGCCAUUAGUCAUAGCAUAUCAUCGAUACAAAUUCCCGGAUUCGUUGCAGUAUCUGAAUCAAAGUGACCAUAUCGAUACAAUUAAAGCGGCAAAAGAAGUCGGAGCCGACGGUAUUAUACUUUGGGGAGCUUGGAAGGAUGUGAACAAUAUUGACAAGUGCAUGGAAUUUUACGAUUACUUGGAGGACAAUCUGGGACCAAGUUUUCAGUCAACCUCAAUCAACGGAAGUGUAGUUAAACCUUCAGGGGAGAAAGGUACAGAGCCUCCUACUGCAUCAUCAGCUGCCGUUCAAUUCACUGGCAAAAUAUAUCUACUCAAAUUAUUUAUUGUGAUGUUGAUUGUAAGCGUGCAUAAGCGGUAAUAAAAUUGGGCUAAGUCCUACCUAGACUUGUUGCCA